This is a messenger RNA of Rhopalosiphum padi (bird cherry-oat aphid), 8776 nucleotides long. RefSeq lists its product as uncharacterized. Lineage: Eukaryota; Metazoa; Arthropoda; Insecta; Hemiptera; Aphididae. The transcript has 5 exons. The record is from RefSeq and is a predicted model, not a curated record. Gene Ontology annotation, molecular function: dopamine neurotransmitter receptor activity, coupled via Gi/Go; G protein-coupled receptor activity. The annotation marks the transcript as partial. Gene Ontology annotation, biological process: adenylate cyclase-activating adrenergic receptor signaling pathway. Gene Ontology annotation, cellular component: membrane.
CGGCGCUCGCGCACGGUGUACACCAGCGAUAACGGCCGCGGUGGUGUGGUCGGCGGCGUCGCGGUGGUGAUCGGCAACGACACCGCGGCCGGGCCCACGUCACCGCUGCUGCAGACGGCCACACCACCGACGCCGCCGCUCCUCGUCGGCCAAACAAACGUAACCGGCGGCGGAGGCGGCGGCGGUGUCGUGGUGGUGGUCGGCGGCGGCGGCGGCGGUGAGGGCCCGUUCGACGGCGGCUACUGGUGGUGGGCCCUGCUGGCCGUGUUCCUGGUGCUGGCCACGGCCGCCGGCAACAUACUCGUGUGUCUGGCCAUCACGUGGGAGCGCCGUCUGCAGAACGUCACCAACUACUUUCUCAUGUCACUGGCCGUCACCGAUCUCAUGGUCGCCGUGCUCGUCAUGCCCGUCGGCAUACUCACGCUCGUCAAAGGAGUGUUUCCGUUCGCCCCGGUGUAUUGUUUGGCAUGGAUAUGUCUGGACGUGUUGUUUUGCACCGCCAGUAUAAUGCACUUGUGCACGAUCAGCGUGGACCGGUACUUGAGCCUGAGGUAUCCGAUGAAAUUUGGCCGGAACAAGACGCGACGAAGGGUGAUACUAAAGAUCGUGUUCGUGUGGUUGUUGUCGAUAGCGAUGAGUUUGCCACUAAGUCUCAUGUACUCAAAAGAUUUCAAUUCGGUACUAGUAAAUGGCUCUUGUCAGAUACCCGAUCCAUUGUACAAACUGAUUGGAUCGAUAGUGAGUUUUUAUAUUCCACUGGGCGUUAUGAUACUUACAUACACGCUGACCGUUCGACACUUGGCUGCGAAGAGGCAAAAUCUACAAACAGGCUUCACGCACAAUUCAAAUCAAAACAACACGGCGAGAAGGAGCUGGCGGCGUAUGCUACGCCGGAACUAUCGGAGGACCCGGUCGGACGAGACGGACGUCCGGUCUGCGACUGGUGAAGAGCUGACCGGCGUGAUGACUUCGUCGGCAGACGGCGGUGGCGGUCGAAAGCAAAAGAGUCGCGGCGACCCGACGGCUAGACCGAACGCCAUGAAAACCGGCGCCGGCAACGGUGCGCCGUCAUCGAGUUCACGAUCCACGGCCGCGGCCGAAGACGACAGCGGGGCCGCCGACAGCGUGGACAAUAGCCCGCGGUCCGGUCACCAUUACCGUCACCACCACCGGCCGGUGACGCCCAGCGCGAGCUGUCGGGGCACGCCGCGGCCGUUCCGGCACAACCCGUCGGUCGGGUCGACCGACACGGAAAUGACGUCGCUGGACGCCCGCGAACUGUGGUUGCCCGACACCGAGCCCACGCCGUCCACCAUGUCGGCACUGCACCAGUUUGGCGCCGAAAUGCUGCGGCUGUCUCGGGGUCUGGAAAAGGUCGCCUCGCCCGAGUCCAAGCCCGCGUCCCCCGACACGUCCAGAUUAUCCGUUAACGGCGGUGGCUUAGACGACGACGAUGACGACGACGGCUUAUGCGACGUCGACGACAUCGAUGACGAAGAAGAAGAUGAAGAAGAAGAAGAAGAAGAAGAAGUAAUAAUAAGGGGAGUUGCUUGCGAUUCGAUGUGCUCGGAAGACGCGUCCACUUGCACCGGGACACCGCGGUGUAGGCGGGUCAAGCGGCAGCGUCGGCGACGGCGGCGACGGUCGGGCACGUUGCACGAGUCGAUGCGCCGGAGAUUCGACGGCCCCAACCAUCACCGACACCUGCAUCAUCAUCACCACCUUCACCCGUACUAUCACCAUCCGCACCACGAUCAUCAGUCACACCACCCACACCAGGGCCGACCCACGCGAGUCCGGAGCUUCCACGAGGACGAACUGACCAGCAACCGGGCGGGACCCGCCUCGGCAGCCUUCACCGGAACGGCCGCGGCGGACAGCGGCCCGAAAAUCGUGGGCACGCUGCUCAAACAGGAAUACCAACGGAAACCCGGACUGGACGAAGAGAUCUGUCUGUUGCCACCGCCGCCACGACGACGGCAACGACGCGGUCGCUCACCGUCCGCGAACAGCUGCGGCGGCGACGACAGCCGCGAGGCGACGGCGGCAGCGGUGACGUCGUCGUCACCGGUGUCGACGGCACAACCGGCACGGGCGACGCCUCCGCCUCAGGGGCACCCGCAACAGCAGCAGACGGCCGCGCGCGUGGACACGUUGACCGUGUGGUCGGCUGCGUCCAACAAGUCCAAAACAACGACGUUGGCCGCGCCCGCGAUCGGCGGCCAACCAUUGCGCCGGGCCAUGACGCAAAAACCAAUACGCAAGCAGACGCCGACCGCGGCCGCGUCGUCGGCCACCGGCAAACGUCAUUCGCCACUCGUCCGGUACGGGUCGACGCUGGGCCUGCCGUCGCGGCAGCAGCAGCCAGUGACGCCGCAGCGGUCGAACAACGCGAACCGGUCGAGCGUGAUGAUCCGCAACUCGUACCGGCACGGCCGCAUCAUCCGGCUGGAGCAGAAGGCCACCAAAGUUUUGGGCGUCGUGUUCUUCACGUUCGUGUUCCUGUGGACGCCGUUCUUCGCGCUCAAUCUGUUGCCGUCCGUGUGCCCUAACUGCGAGGCCGACAUCAGCAAGGGCCUCAUCGACCUGGUCACGUGGCUGGGCUACGCCAGUUCCAUGGUCAACCCGGUGUUCUACACCAUUUUCAACAAGGUGUUCCGGCAGGCGUUCAAGCGGGUGCUCAUGUGCAAGUACCGCGGCCGCAGCAAGCGUCACUCGUGGCCUCCCCCGCCGCCCGCCAGAAAGGUCUGAACGCGCACACACGUCCCAACCCGUCCUGUUACCGCGGUCACCGCGAUGGUCGCCACCGGAAGUCAUAGUAUCUCGUUGUAGUUCAAACGCGGUGAUUCACUAAGAUGAUUGUCAGGUCAAUCACCUGCACCGGUUAAUAUAUUUUUCCCCGACUUGUGACAUCAGUAUUAUCCGUCGACAUCUAUACGCUUUGCUUCUCGACAGCAUACUGUUUAAAAUAUUUAUACAUAGUUAUCAAAAAUCACUCAAAUGUAUAGUGAAUAAUUACGUACAGAGUCAAUUAAACGGUUAAAUAUAAUUAAAUUGUAAAAUUUAAAAGACAUCAAUAAUUCAAUUGGGAGAUAAAAAAAAUAAAACCAAAUAAUAACAUUAUAACAAUUCAGAGACUCCCAGUGCAGUUACCGCCAAUUCCCAAUAGUUGUUGGUAUUGAAAUAGUGAGAAAAAAAAAUUAAGUUAUUCUUCAAUCAUAUCGCGUGCAUUUUAUUUUAUUUUUUAACCUAUUACUGGGUUAUUUUAAUUUGGCUUGUACAAAAUAUGUUCGUUUCCGUAAUGCUACAUCUAAGCUAAAUAAUUACUUUGGAUAAAUUUAAUUAAAGCAUUUUGCAAAAUAUGAAAAUUGUAAAGAACACAUUUAAAACUGUCAAUGAUUUUUAAAACCACAUUGGUCAACAAAAGUAUAGCACGAAUAAAUUGAGCGUUUUAAAAAUAUCACUAACAUUAUUAUACGACUGCUCGUGAAAAGGAACUUCUACCGUUCGAAAAAAACUUUGUGAGCGAUCAAGCGUUUUACUUUCCGUAAUAUUACAUGUUUGUUUAUGCACGUGGUCAAAUAUUUCUCGUGGCAUUUCGACAUAGCAUAAUAUUAUUAUACUUUAGACGAAUACUUUUUGUUGGUUUUGGUAACGUCACUACAUCAGACGUUCUAGUCACGUGAUUUUGCAAACCAGAAUGAUUUUCAUAUGUGAAUAAUAUUAGUGAUAACAUAAUCGAGAAAUUUAACUUCGCUCUAGCAAUUUAAUAGGUAAACAAAAUUAACAAACACGUAAAUACAAUAUUACAAUAUUAUAAUAGAUUGUCGCAUUUUGUGGGAUUUGGUUCGACUUGUCCGCAAUCGCAGUGUGUUGUUAGUAUCUAGUUUUACUAUAUAUGGAUGGAUUUAUCAUUAUAAUAUAAAUUUAAUAUUUUCACCAUUCGUGAUGUGUCCGAAACCGUAACAACAUUUCAUUCAAAUUUAUGUUUUCAUGUAAUUUAAAAUCAUCACAAUUAUAACAUAUUUUAAUGAAACCAACAAUGAACACAAUUUCUAUGCACCUAUUGCACCUGUAUAUAUGACUAUAUACGAUGGCUAGUUACAUCAAAUAGUUAAAUAGUUAAUUUGGUUUUAACUAGUUAAAUUAUCUGUUGAAAUAACUUGAACAUUUUCAUUUGAUUUAAAAAAAAUCCAUCAAGUUAAAAUUAAAUAUGUUUUAUGUAUAAAUCACUCUAUAAAUGGUUUUAGAUUAAAAAAAAAUAAUCUAAUACUAUGCGUGAUAGUAUUGUAUAUGAUUAGUAGUAAUAAUACAAUAAUAACAUAAUUUUGCUGUUAUGCUUAUUAAUAAAAUAACAUAAAAAUACACACAAAAUAUACUUUUUAUGACAUUAUCUACGCAUUAAAGUAAUGAGUAUAUUUUUCUUUUUAAAUUAAAUCGUCAGUUUUGUUUUCUUAACCACAUCGAAUUUGAUAGAUAUAUUAUAAUUUAUUAGCUAUCAACUUCUACUGAUUUUAUGUUCACUUAACGAGUUAAUUAUUUUUUUUUUCUUAACAUUUUUCAUUAGUCUGUUCACCAUUGUCAAUGGUUGAAUGAAUCGUCAUACUGUCUAUCGUCUCCUCCACUGAAAAAAUACUAAUAAUAUUAUUAUAUUGACUGCGAUACGAACAAAACAUUUUCGAUAUCCCGUUCGGACGGUUUUCGGAUUUUUAAAGAUACUUACAAACUAUUUUCGUUUUAAAUUCCUAUGCAUUGCUCCGACGGUUAUAGCUUUCGAAUACAGUGUUGCUGUUGUUGUUGUUGAUGUUCGUUUCGAAAUCCGGACCACGCUGCACGGGCGGGCGUGACGAGGGUACUCGAGGCGUCCGAUAAAACGUAUCAAUCUCUUUUCACACAAUACAGCGGGCCGAUGUUUGUUUGGAGUGAAUAAACCGUUUUAGAAUAUUCGGGUAUUCUUUCGGUGGCGUAAUAAUAAUGUAGUCCGUGUAAAAAAAAAAAAAAACAUUUCAUUCCGUAAUAAUAUAUUGCAGUUCUCGCGCGUAUAGAGUAAUUAAUUGCGUUUAAAAUGAUUUAUUGCCAAGAAAAUGUUUAUCCGACACCUGCGAGGAAGUGGAUUUAUAAAUCCCGAUAAUAAUGUUAUGACGGGCAUCCAGACAUCGCGGUGCAAUAACGGCGGUAAUCGUUCCGUACGAUUUCUAACAGUUUCUUAUAAUAAUAAUAUUGUGGCAUUAUUUGAGGAUUAUUAUUAUUUUCCCUCCCAUAUUUCUACCACGGUUAUUGCGACAGUGCAUUAACGGUGUCAUGAACGUUUUCACGCCGGUUGUCUGAUUUUUUCUCGACUCUGUACGUCAUGAAUAAUGCAUGUUAAUGCACUUUUCGAUGAGUGACGUCAGACCGUGUUAUUAGUCCAAUCGUGCGGAUUACGUACGGUUUUAUGCACUGUUAGUUCCUAUGGUUAUAAUAAUAUUAUUUAUUAAAAUAUUUCAUAUAAAAUACAGUGUAGAAAAACAGUGGUUAGAAAUAUUAACAGUCUUAAAUUUCCACUAUAGCCGUAUAGUUAAGAUUGAAAUAUCAAUAUAUUUCAUACAGAAUUUUCGUAUGAAAUCUGAUCGAAAAUUAAACAUAUUAUAAGUCAAGUAUUAGAGCUCACGUUUGGUAUAAGAUCCUACGGUACUCUCUUCGACAACUUACGAAAAUACACCUAUUUUUACAAUUCUUUUAUAACCACGUUUAAUUCGACAUUAGUACAAUAUCUCUAGUAAUUUAAUGCGUUUAUGAAAAACGUUUGAAUAUUUACCUGUAAAAUAGUUUACCAUUCUCUAUACUACAAUUCUAAUACAUCGUUCAGUUGUAUAGGUUCAACAUUAAAUGAAUAAAUGUUAAUUACUUAAAUUCAUUAAUUUAUUACCAUUAACCUGCCAUAAAUAUAAACAAUGUGAUAACACAAAAAUGUAGAUAGUAAUAAAAAUUAAAGCAACCGCUAUAUUGAAAAAAGUAUUAAAUAAGACAAGAACUUUCAUGCAAAUUAUUAAACAAUAUAAUAUUGACUUACAAAUUUACAACUUUAUACUAUAUACAAUAUAAACAAGAGAUUUCAAUAGAGCAUAGAUAAAACAACCUACUAAAAAUAUUAAAAAUCUUCAUUUUAAUAAUCAGUAUUAUUAUUAUUACUGUUACUUUUGAAACGUAUUAAAAAUUUUAAAAAUAUAACAUUCCACAACACUAUAAUUAGACAACUUACGAUGUAUUUUAUAUGAAACAUCAUUGAGCCGAUUGACCAUGACAUUAUGUUGUUGACAUAGGUAAAAUAUGAUAUGGGUAUAAGUUGGCAAACACGAAGCAAUGAAAAUAUGUAUAAAUAUAAUAUCCUAUAAUAUUAUAUAUAUAUAUUAAAAUGUACACAUGUGCAAUGUGAUUUUUUGCUUCCUAGACAAUGUGAAGUCUUAUCGUCUGUUAGAGUAAAAUGCGUCCCUGUCCCGUAUAGGUUGCGGCACGUAACUUCCGCGUGAAAAUUACAAUAAUAUUUUCCAUUUCCGGUCUGUCGUCGUCAGAUCAUCACAAUAUUGUCGAAAAGGCAUUCUCAUACAAUAUACUCCAUACCUAUAUGAUACAGUAAGAUGAUUAUAAUAUUCAUAAAUAAUGUACAAGAUAAAUAUAAAAAGCAUAAAUUGUUUUUUAUUUUUAUUAAUAUAUAUAUGAUAUGGUGUUAUUAUAAAUAUUCGUUUGAAAACGAAUAACAUUUUGUUUUUGUACAUUGUACAAAAUAAUUUUAGCAUAUAGAAAAUUCAUUGUAAACACUGUGUUAUUUUUUUUCUUUAACGAUUAUUUGAGAAAAAAAAUAUUUAGUAUAAUUAUAUAUUAAUAUAUUAUGUGGUGUUUACAAAAAUAAAUACAACUUGUGCAAGAAAAAACGCAUAAUAUUAUUUUGUACGGUUUAAAAAGCCGCGUUCGUUACUUUUGUAUAUUUUCACAAGUGUAAUACUAUUAAGUCUGACGCCACGGUGUGUACUCAAAGGAGUCUUAUAUGUUUAAUAGAAUAAGUAAUAUUCAUAUACUACACAACAAUUUAUGUAUAUUUAUACCCGUUUGGACCAAUUAUAAUAAAAACCCUAUUUAGAUCAAUAAAUUGUUAAGACAGGUUUAGAGCAAAAAAUAAUUAAAUAUUUUAAAAUAAGCUAACACAUACUAAUCUUACAUUACCAUGUCAAAAAUAAAACAUUUUUUGAAAACAUUUAAAUUUUCCGUUAUCUCUUUCACUCCGCGGGAUAAACCCAAAAUACCCUUCUAUGUACCUAUGUACAAAAAGGGACAUUUUACUCGAAAUAUAAAAUCAAACUUUGCGUGAACUAAAAAAUUAUAGAUUAUAAUUUAUAAGAGCGUGGAGUUAGUUAAUAUAAAAAUGAUUACAUAAACAAAAAAAAAAAAAAGUUAUUUCAUACUAGGAUUAUUAAAUGAAAAAAAAAUGUAUAAAUAUGUACGGAUAAAUAAAAUACAUAUUUCCCUAAAUUGUCACGAAUAACUUUAUUUUUUAAUUUCAAUAUGUUUACGAGUUUUUUUUUCUUAUUCAAAUAUAAUAAUAUAAUAUUCAAUUAUAUCAAUAUAACCGACAUUUUGGUAGAACACGAAUUCUUCGUGAUGACACAAAAAAGCCACUAGAAUAAUAUUAACGUUCCAGAUAAUGGUGCAUGACGUACACUAACUUAAAUAAAAUAUUUUAAUUGAGUUGUGCAGAUUAGUAUAACGUGCAUGCACUAUUCAAUUAUAUAAUCGUGCGCAUUGUAUUUUUAUUAUUCAUUUUCAAUUAUCAUGGUUUAACUUAAACAAUAAUAUUAUUGCAGGUAUUUGGGGAAAGACAAUUGUAUUUAAGGUAAACAUAUAGCCACAGAUUAUAUUUACUUAUUAAUUUGUAGUAAAACACAUUAACACAAUAGGUAUUUGAGUUAAAUGGGUGGUGUUUCUUUAUGAAAUUAAAAAGAUAUAGCCAUUAAAAAAAAAACAAUAUAAAAUUAACGAAUAAUCAAAUUUUAUAAAUGAACGAUCGUAUAAUACCAAGCAAUAUUCUUGUAUAAAUAAUUGGUCCAAACAGGUUGCAAAUUUCAAUAUGAAUAUAAAAAUGUUAUAAUUAUUUAUGUGUAUGUUUAUCGAUAUAAUUAUAUUUAUUUAUGUUUGUGUAAAUAUCGUUUUUUUGUCAAAAAUAUUUAUUUAACGGGAUCGAUUCAAUUAUUACCCUUGACGUAUAUUUACAAUAAUAAUAUUAUUAUAAUUUAAUGUAUGACGUGAUGUGUACUCACUGCAGUGUAUGCGGUGAACGAUUUACGAAGCGUAAUAAUUCUAAAGGUAUAUUGAAAUAAAACAUUAAAAAGAGACACAUCCAAAGCUUACGACGUCAUGUUUAACGUCGUGAAAAUUUGUCUUUAUGUGUGUUUCUGAAGAAAAAUAUAAUGAUAAUACUUUAAUCGUCACCGAACGAUGAAAUAUUAUAUAAAAUAUACAUUUCAUAUUUAUAUAGUUGAUUUAAGCGAAUCGUAUUCGCAAAACAAUAUAUUAUUAUUAUUACUGAUACAUAUAAAUAUUAUAAUAUAAACGUUUAUUUUUCCUUUUUACGCUUUCGAAUCGAUGGUACAUAAAUUUAUAUAUUAAUAUUUAUAUUAUUGUUGCCGCUCCUUCAAACGAAACGUAUCUAUUUAGAUUAGUUUACGAAACAUGUUUUGUCAAUAAUUAUUUACGUAUAAGAUGUGAUGAAUUAAUUUACAAUAAAAUAAACGUCAGAAUAAUA